GAUGUGAUUUCGAGCAUCCCUGCCUGUCCAAUUCACUACAAUCCUUAUGGCAGAAAUCCACGUCGCUACCUUUACCUUCAGUCUAUUCUUUCCCUUUACGUGAUCAUACUGUACUUGUCGGUAUCGGUUACUCAGAGGGUGACUAGCUUGCUCAACGAGCAACCUCAUCAUGCCCAGCGCCUUGAUCACCCUCCAAACGCAGAGACCACAUCAAUGAUAUCAAAAUGUUUCGUUUGACACCGCCUCAGCGACAGAGUGAGGAUGUCAAGUACUCUCCCUCGCUGUCACGAUCUUCCAGGUCUCUUUCCCCCACGUCUGUUACGACACUUACACUCUUUUUAGUUCGUUCUCUCUUUCGUUCUUCUGGGACCGGUCCCCUCCUGUCUGCAUCGGCCAGACUUCAUUCUUGACCAGGCGCAGGACGACCCUCUUACUUUGCUUUUCCGACUUCUUCUCCUUAGGUCCCAGAUUUCCCUUUUCCUUCGUAUUCUUUCAACCUAUUCCAAUUCGCUUAUCGAAUAUGUCCCAAGCGUUGCUUCAGAAGUUCCAGAACGGACAGGCCUCUGCCCUCAUUGCCGUGAUUGUCUGUGCUAUGCUGUCUAUCCUAGCGAUUAACUUCGUUUGGAUUCGUGCCAUUGGUGUCGCUCUCUAUGCUCGCGUCAAACGAGUCAGCUCUCAGGGACUCACUCGCGAGCAGGUUUUCUUUCGCACCCAAUUGGGUCUCUAUAUUGUUUCUCUUCUGUUGGGUAGCCUAUUGAGCAAUAUUGGUUAUGCGAUCAACAUUACCUGGGUGUCUUUGGGUGGCAUACAGCAAGGCACUCUCUGCAGCACGCAAGGUGCCAUGACCCAAAUCGGUGAUACUGCAUCAGCAUACUUCACUGCAGCCAUUGCUGUCCACACUUUUUGCACGCUCGCUCUUCGUAGCCGUUUGCCUCCAUGGCUCGCGUAUUUUGCUAUCUUAUUGGGCUGGCUUCUGAUUCUUGCUGCAGGCGUUAUCCCUGCUGUGCUUCCGGUUUCCACUGGCCCUAUAUACGGUACCGAUGGCUCUGUAUGCGGUAUUUCCCUUCAGUACCCCAUAGUGCAGACUUUGCUUCACCUUGUUCCGAUCUUUCUUGCUGCACUCGUGUCGGCUGUCUUCUACUCCCUCAUCUUCCUGAUUCUCCGUGGCACCUUGAGUAUCAAGGGUGGUCUCAAGUUCACUCUGGACCCGAUUGAACGUUGGAGUGCUCAGAUAGGGACUGUCGAAUAUCACAAGUUCAUCGGUGCGAUUGCUCAGAGCAUGCUUUGGUAUCCUAUUGCUUACGUUCUUUUCAUCCUCCCUCACAUCAUUGUUUGCCUGUUGGAGACCUCCGGCUUCGCCGCUCCCUUUGCAGUGAAGGUAUUCGCGAUCGCGUGCUCUGCUUUGAAUGGUGUCACGAAUGUCUUGAUAUUCUACAACACCCUCCGAGUUAUGGGCCCUGCAUUUACCAACUCGAGCUCCAAAAGUGAUGAUGCUGAGAAGAGCUUUGGAACACGAGAGAACAGCUCCCCAGUCGAUGUUGCACCUUCUGUUUCGGUCGUUCUUGCUCAUAGGGCUUUCCCACCACCGAGGUCCAUGACUUCUCCUACUCACUCUCGUGACACCUCUGUCAUCAGCAUGAGUGGAGACUCUACUCGGCAUUUGCUUCCUCCCCGACCGGCGCACGGACGAUCAGGCAGCGCUACAACAGCAUCAUCCAUGCAGCGAUCCAUCACUCCUCUUUCUAACCUCGAAAGACUCAGCUCAGUUCGUUCAAGCAGUUCCACUGGAUCCGGUCUCCCCGCACCUCGCCGAGAACGCCGUUCUCCCGUCAUUCGCCGCCCAACCAUGACCAUCGAAGUCCCUUCUCGAGAUGAUGAUCCUUUGACCCCAAUCAACCUGCAAACACCUGCACCUGGUACCAACACUGCUCGCCGCGCCCGAAAUUCCUUCAUGAAGAUGUACGGCUCGAACUCUGCCGUCAUCUAUGAUGACAAGGCCCAACGCCUGACGUUUGGCGGAGAUGACAUUCACAGUGCAUCUCUUUCACGCAGUGCUGGAUCUCCCUCUUACAGCUCUUCCUCGAGCGACUUCAGCAGCUCUGCUGCUAUUAGCGACAACGACGUUCCCCUCAGCCCCUUCAUGGGCGAGCUCGUUAGGCGCACCUCGCAGGCUACUCGUUCACCUACUCAUCAGAGGUCAGCGUCUGAGCUGCGCACCCCUGCUGGGGGUAUGUCGUCUCUCGCUGUGGCCACCUUGAAGAGAAACGAGAUGGCAGCAGGUAACUCCCCUUCACGUCUGAAGGCUUCUCGUAGGCGGUCCAAGUCAAUGGAAGCCCUGAAGCCCGCAGCCCCUCCCCGUCCACCGCGUCCUAACACGCCAACCGCACCAAGGACUGGCUCUUUGUAUAGCACCGCCGAUGUUACCUCGCCGUUGUCUGCUGUUAUGAAUCGCGCGCCUUCCACGCCUAGAUCCGCCAGAGCACCCAUUGCCACCCUUCACAAUGUACCAUCACGCACUCCUACUGUCCGCACGGCAAUUCCCCAUCCUGAGGGCCGUGGAUACUUCUGAAUUAUGAAUCCAUUUGUCCGGGACGAUUCUGCAAGCCAACGAUAUUUCUGUGUUCUAGCAUUUGGAUAGGACGGUUUUUUUCCCUGUACUGUGUACACACAGGCCUACGUCAAUCAGCUUUCGGUCUGAUUUUCUCAUCCAAUACCAGUAUCCAUCUUUCUUCUCGAGGGAUCAUCUGUCGUGUGGUGGAGAGCUGAGGACUUCGAACCAUGACACCUACACAGCUAUGAAUCCAACUGUCGUCCAUCUCUAUCAGCAGGACCCUUGGCAAGUAUCAUGGGUACUUGGUCCAAAAUCAUUCAAGCUAUAGAAUUUCAUUGAUAUUUCGUGAUUCCAUUGUGGCUGACUUCUUUCUCAAUAAGCUCAGUUGUGAAGGUAACGAAUUCCAUGAUAAGCAAGCCUUCCUCCAUAGAAUUUGCUCCUCCCACUGUUGACGUUCAGGCUUGGCGCACAGGCAAUAUCUGCCAAAAUUGAACCCUCGACAAGUGAAGUUGGUCAAUUUGACCGUAACCACGUAUUUACUGCCUUCGUAUCACAUUAACAUUCAUUCCUGCUUAUAUGAACACCCACAUGUGCAGCAGACGCAGACACACAAGGAAGUUUACCUUUGCAUAAGCGUUCGAAGCAAACACGUUGACCGUGGAAAUCAGGCCUCGCGACAACGAGGAGGCACAUCGGCAAUAAGGGACAGACACGCUG
Somion occarium is the source of this 3268-nucleotide messenger RNA. NCBI's taxonomy places the organism in Eukaryota, Fungi, Basidiomycota, Agaricomycetes, Polyporales, Cerrenaceae. The record is from the annotation of a GenBank genome assembly.